Molecule: messenger RNA, 566 nt
Organism: Trichoderma citrinoviride
Lineage: Eukaryota; Fungi; Ascomycota; Sordariomycetes; Hypocreales; Hypocreaceae
Exons: 4
Coding region: 1-231 (76 amino acids)
Source: RefSeq, a predicted model, not a curated record
AUGCCGUCCCCCAAAGACGACGUCGAUGCACGUCCGCCGUGCCACCCUCGAGCAGUACACUGCCUGACCAAGAACAACUACAACGAGGCUCGCUGCCAGGACGCCGUCAAGGCAUUGUACGAGUGCUGUGACGCCUUCUACCGGCGCUACGGCGACGAUGCUUCCUCUCCCAGCUGCCCGCAACCGAAGCUGCUGCGGUUGAAGAUGCAGCAGCAGAAGGAGGGCAAAUGAGGAUUCAGCAGGCAAAGGGUUUCACGCUCUGCCACAGCGCUCAUUCGACGCAUCCAGACACGCACAAGGCCUACGAUAUAAUACCUAGAUAGAAUGUACAUCUACCGGAAGGAUUUGUACGCUCAUCGUAUGGUAUGUCAACCAGUGUAGAGAAUUUCAGGCAACGUUUAUGAGGAGCGAGUUUUUCUAGGCGAUCGUUGAGCACGCGAGAGAUCCUCAUGGGACCUGAACAAGCAUCGAAGCGUCUUGUUCCGAGACUCUAAUACGAAUGCCGAUGACAUUAUGAUGAAGAAGAAAAGAGGAAAAGGAAAAAAAGAGCGAGACGAAAAUUUGCA